UUAGACCCGAGGCAAUGGUCGGAAACAGCUGUUAUGCACUGGCUGGACUGGGCCAUCAGGGAAUUUUCGUUAGCUGGAGUAGCGAUGCAGCCCUGGCAACACAUGACCGGAAAACAGAUUUGUGCCAUGGGGAAGGAAUCCUUUUUGGCACGUGCUCCUGCCUUUAUGGGGGACAUCCUGUGGGAGCAUCUCGAGAUGCUUCAAAAAGAUGUCGACGUGGAAAAGGCGUCUUUGGAAAAUGUGCCCGCCAAUUUAUACGAGAGUGUCUGCGUCCCGGAUUUGGGCGAUUUCUUAGGCUAUCAGAACGCGGCGAAUCCAGUCGCCACAUCGGAACACAAAAGUCCAGCGACUCCUGCCAGUUCGACGACUUCAAACUCUUCCGGCCCACAACGUUCGUCUCAAGCAAUUCAGCCACCUGCGUCGAUCAUCCCUCUACCGCCGAGGCAAUUUCACUCCGAAGGAGGUUACAAUCACCUACGCAGUCCAGUGUGUCAGGAUGACAAUCAAAGAGAAAACUCACCACCACCACCUCAUAAUCACAGCAAUCAACCGCCAAACAAUUCUCAUUCAACCACUCCUAGCAGCAACUUGAACAACAACAAUAAUAACAAUAAUCCAAACACUAAUAGCGCCUACAUCCAUCUACGAAAUUUAAAUCAGCUCAAAACGGAAUCAAACUACAGCAAUCAUCAUAUAACGGAACAUAUACAAAGUGGAGGAGGCGGACUACCCAGCGGCGGCGACCUUGGAGCGAGUGGCAACGAAGUCGAUCUGCGGGUCAGCAACUCGACAUCGGAGAGUUACAUGACUCCUGCCCAUUAUUCUGGCUAUGAUGAGACUUCCGAGUAUCACAACUUGCCGCAGGAUCAUCAGCCACCUCAUCCCUAUAAUCUCGAUGGAUCUCCCGAAUUCUAUAGUGCCAGUGGUAUUCAGCUGGAACCAAAGUACCAGCCACCUCCCUUCAAAAACUACUCAAGAGGUCGUUAUCAUGAGGGGUACAGCGAAGGAGGGUACGGCCAGUACGACGCAUCGUCAUUCCAAACGGUCCCAGGCAGCGGAAGUGGGACUGGCGGGGGUGGCGGUGGCGAUCAAUGGGGAUCGAUGGGUCCACUCGGUGAACACUUAUCGCAUCAUCCUGCUUUCUUAGCUGGUCUAGGACCCAGGGAUUCAUCAAAUCCCCAUCAUCCCUCAGCCAUUGGCAACAAUCCCGACCAGAAACCCCUUCUUCAAAGCGCCAUGUUGGCUGGCUACACUGGAAGUGGUCCUUGCUUCACGGGCUCUGGUCCAAUUCAAUUGUGGCAAUUCCUAUUAGAACUUUUAACGGACAAAUCGUGUCAAGGGUUCAUUUCGUGGACCGGUGACGGUUGGGAAUUUAAACUCACAGAUCCAGAUGAAGUUGCACGGCGAUGGGGAAUAAGAAAAAAUAAGCCGAAAAUGAAUUACGAGAAGCUUAGUCGCGGUUUGCGAUAUUACUACGACAAGAAUAUUAUUCAUAAAACUGCCGGUAAACGAUACGUUUAUCGCUUUGUUUGCGAUCUCCAGAGUCUCUUAGGAUACAGUCCCGAAGAAUUGCAUGCAAUGGUGGACUUGAAGCCGGAGAAAAAGGAAGAAGACUGAGAAUUCGUUGGGAAUUGUGCACUAAAGAAAAAAAAUUGUGUCACUGACAAACGACUAUCCCAAUCUUUUAUAUAUAUAUAUAUAUAUAUAUAUAUAUAUAUAUAUAUAUAUAUAUUGAUUAAAGAACAAAAAUAAAAAAUAGGAAAGAAAGUGAUGUGUGAAUUUUCAGAAAGAGAGCGAGAGAGAAAUGUAAUUUGAAAAAACUUAUGGAGGACCAAUUAAGCGUCUUCGUUAAAAAUAAAAAAACAUUGUUGAAAAAUGAAUCGGUCAUAUGUACCAAAGACAGGGUCCGCAUACCAUUGGUGCCUAAAAAAAUGAUAGAAAAAAAGAAAGAAACGACUAAAUUGUGAAUUUGUUCUUAAGUGAUUAUUUGCCACACAAGAUUUUUAGAAGAUAUUUAUAGGAGUAAACUCGACAAUUUAUACAUAUUAUAUAUAAUAAACAUAUAUAUUUUUAAUUAAUGUUACGUGAUUUCUAAGCACCGUGGCAUCAAAUCAUCGAAACGAUGCAUCUAAAUUAUUUUAUGUCGCAUCAUUUAACAUGUGUGUUAUAUCUCGUUUGAUAGAUGACGCGAUAUGUGAUUGUUAUUUACUCUAAUUUUACUACAAUAAAUCAUUAUAACUCAA
Messenger RNA from Leptopilina heterotoma, 2243 nucleotides. RefSeq names its product ETS-like protein pointed (gene pnt). Gene Ontology annotation, biological process: cell differentiation; regulation of transcription by RNA polymerase II. Gene Ontology annotation, molecular function: sequence-specific DNA binding; DNA-binding transcription factor activity, RNA polymerase II-specific. The annotation marks the transcript as partial. The transcript has 7 exons. The record is from RefSeq and is a predicted model, not a curated record. Lineage: Eukaryota; Metazoa; Arthropoda; Insecta; Hymenoptera; Figitidae. Gene Ontology annotation, cellular component: nucleus.